AUGGCAGUCUUCAAAACUCUCAAUAAGAUUGUCUUCUAUCUCGCCUUGGCCCAAUUUUGGCACAGCUUGGUAGGAGCCCAAAUCCUCAAACAGUCAUGCAUCAACGACUCAUGCAGCGCCAAGCGCAUCACAAUCUCCAACCCUCCGAUCAAUCUAUGGGACGCCAACGUCAUCACCGCAUUCAACGACUUCAUGCUCAGCCUACAAGAUCAAAACGACACCAAAGUCGUAAUCUUCAACAGCGACAGCCCCGAUUUCUGGGCCUCUACUCUUGAUUUCAACCUCUUUUCACCAAAUGGAAUUCCAGGACGCAAUGCCUCUGCCCUCGUGGACACAUACUUUGCCAAUCUGGACCUCCUCUUGACAACGCCCGUCAUCUUUAUCGGCGAAACAAACGGCCGAGCCUGGGGCGCUGGAGAUGAACAUCUGCUCAGGAUGGACCUGAGAUUUGCCGGCCCACAGGCUCAGUUCGGCGCCCCUGAAGCAGCCGUCGGAGUGAUCCACGUCGGAGGUCUCCAACAGCUAGUAAGACUCAUUGGCCCUGGACGUUCUGCCGAGUAUCUGCUCGCUGCCGCACAAGUCAGCGCUUCUGAAGCAGCCCGUGUAGGCUGGGUCAACUCUGUACAUCCUACAGCCGAGGCUCUCCAGCAACAUGUCGACAGCGUAGCGACGAGAAUUGCACUCUUUCCCAUCGAAGCCCUCCGGGCCACUAAGGCUAGCAUUGCGGAACAAGCUCCCCCCAAGACGGCCUUUGAGAACGACCUUGCUCGGUUCAAUCAGCUGGCAUCGUUGCCACAGGCGUUGGACAACUUGACCAGCGUUCUCCGGCUAUCUCAGAACGAAUCCAGAUCAUGGGAAGAGAAUCUCAACAAUAAUAUUGUCCGGCAGCUUUAUUAA
This is a messenger RNA of Trichoderma gamsii, 897 nucleotides long. Its product is annotated as enoyl-CoA hydratase. Gene Ontology annotation, biological process: fatty acid beta-oxidation. The record is from RefSeq and is a predicted model, not a curated record. Lineage: Eukaryota; Fungi; Ascomycota; Sordariomycetes; Hypocreales; Hypocreaceae. Gene Ontology annotation, molecular function: enoyl-CoA hydratase activity. The transcript has a single exon. The coding region runs from base 1 to 897 and encodes 298 amino acids.